CUCCCCAAAGCGGUGGCGGCGGCAGCGGCAGCGCGCGGCUUGGUCUCCGGCCCCUCCACUCGGCGCUUCUGCAGCCGCCACUGCAGCCGCGGUCGGGGCGUCCUCCCCUGCACACCGCGGGCGGCCCCAGCCUGGUGCCUUGGAAAGAAAAAAAGGGCGCUUGCUUGGAUUGACACGUUCGUGGGGGGCGGAGAGGACCCAGGUUCUGCGCCCUCACUUGCCCCGCCUGCCCGCCCGCCCUUUGCUCCUUCUCUCCUUUGCGCGCACAUUGCCCCACGGCAGCAGUCGGCAGUCGGCGGGACUAGUCUGGGCUCCGUCUCCUCUGGGCUGGUGGGAACCUUGUGCCCAGCGAGGAAGUCUUUGGGCCCGGCCCCUCCCAGCCCAGCGUUCAUGAGUGCCCGGGCGCCCAAGGAGCUGAGGCUGGCGCUGCCGCCUUGUCUCCUCAACCGGACCUUGGCUGCCCCCCAUGCAGGCGGCAGUAACGCCAGCGCCCGCAGCCCAGGAGCAGGCGGCACCUGCAUCACGCAGGUGGGACAACAGCUCUUCCAGUCCUUCUCCUCCACGCUGGUGCUGAUUGUUCUAGUCACCCUCAUCUUCUGCCUCAUCGUGCUGUCCCUCUCCACCUUCCACAUCCACAAGCGCAGGAUGAAGAAGCGGAAGAUGCAGCGGGCCCAGGAGGAAUACGAGCGGGAUCAUUGCAACGGCGUCCGCAACGGCAGGGGGGUGUCCCGGCUGGGGCCCCCGGCCCAGGCCCCAGCGCCAGCGAAAGAAACCCGGCUGGAGAGGCAGCCCCGGGACUCUGAGUUCUUUGCCUCUUCGUCCUCCGCCUUGCCUUCCCCCUGCUCCCCGGGCCUCCCAAGCCAAGGCCCCUGCCCUGCUCCCCCUCUGCCACCAGCCCCCAGUCCGCCAGGGGAACACUCGGCCUCCUCCUGUUUGGACACAGCUGGCGAGGGUCUCUUGCAGUCGGUGGUACUUUCCUGAUUGUCCGACUCCCCUUCUUCCUUUCCAGCACCUUUGCCACCCUGCUCUCCUCCCUUUGUCCUUCUUGCUCCUCCACCCUCUCACCCUUCCCUGGCUCUGUUCUCCUCCGCCGAGGCACUGUGCGGUAUCUGUAAAUAUUUGGGCAAGGAAAGUCUCGGAAGAAGAACUAACGCUGAUAACAAUAACUCAUUAUAUUUAUAGUAAUGAUUAUACUACUACUAACACAAUCCAAGCGCAUGACAAAUCACCUAAUUUCUCAUUGUCCAUGAAGGAAACAUCUUCCCCUUACACCCUGCGUCCCCUUCAGUUGGGAGGAGAAACCGCUUAAGCUACCAAAUAUAUCAAAGGCACUGCACCCCAGAGCAAAGGGAGUGGAGAGGACCGUGCGUUGUGUACAUAGCCGACAAGUUUAGGUCCAAUUACCUACCUCCCCACCCCCAAGCUUUCACUUCUCCUUGGGUGUCUCCCACAUUCUCACCCUCAGCUGGGCUCAGGCAGUAGUCUAAAGAAAACGUCUGCGUAAGCACCAGGACUGCAAGAGGCCACAAAAACAGUCCCAGAAAAACAUUUAUGGCAGGUAUGGCUCUCACCCCUUCACGAACCAUUCCCUUUUCUGGGAAUAGGCAUUUUAAACUUUACUUUUAGAAGUGCCCCUCGCUGGCCGAGCAUAAGUAUAAAAUAAUUAAGCGAGCUACUAAAUAAAAGCUAAAACAAUCUGCUUUUAAGCUCCUUGCCCUGCCCAGCUGUACACAUUGGACUAUUGGUAUUUUCAGGAUUAAGUGGAAUCGGGAGCUGUUCAGCUGUGUCUGGUGCUGAAAGUGCAUCUUGGAGCUGGUUCCUUUCUCUGGCGAUGCAGGUGGAGGAGGGGCUGUUUUGGAAAGUGACUACUUUGCUUGGUGUUGGUUUUUUUCUUCUACACUUUGCGUGUUAUGUUAGUUUUAUUAUUAUUACUAUUAUACGCUGCAUACGUUACCUUUCUGUAAAAAAAAAAGCAUUAGCUGACGUGUAGUACUGAAAGUGCAGUUAUCUAACCAAACAGAAUGUUUGUUUUAUUUUUAGAACAAGUGCACCUUUGUUAUAUAUUUAUUAUAUUGGCACCAAAUACAGAAGCAAACCACAGUUCUGUACCAUAUCCUCCAAACUGUAUAUUUUUGUUCUUAAUUUCCAGCUGUUGAUACAAUGGUUACCACUGGAAGAGGAAUUCGGUGGUUCAGGCUUGGCUUCUGCUGUUUUGGAAGUGUUAUUUUGUACCUUAUUCUGUAGUUGACUGUUAUAAAAACAUGACACAUAUGUUUUCUUUUUUUCUUUUGCGAAUAACAGAAAUAACCACCACACUAGAAACGAGUAAUGGAUGUGCAGGAAUGCCAUCUAUUAAAACAUGGUUAAUAUUUAAA
This is a messenger RNA of Suncus etruscus (white-toothed pygmy shrew), 2375 nucleotides long. RefSeq names its product chromosome 8 C11orf87 homolog (gene C8H11orf87). The record is from RefSeq and is a predicted model, not a curated record. The transcript has 2 exons. Lineage: Eukaryota; Metazoa; Chordata; Mammalia; Eulipotyphla; Soricidae. Bases 391 to 981 code for a protein of 196 amino acids.